CUUAGUCGUGGGCGGGGCCCGGGAAAAAAAGAGACCCGUCUCCCGCGCCCUGGUGGCUGGCAAAGCGCCAGGACACAACGUACCCCUCCCCCCUUCCCCCCUCUGCGCCUCUUCCCUCCCCUCCUCCCGGCCUCCCUCCACUUCCUCGCCGCCCUUUCUCCCUCUCUCCCUCUCCCCUCCCCCGAUCCCACGUCCAACCCCGCCACACACCACGUUUCAUCAUGUCGUUCUCCGGCUUCAAGCGGACCAUGAACCGCGCGUCGACCGCCGUGCUGCAGUCGGUCGGUGCUGUGGACAAGACCGUCGAUCGUCAGUACGACGAGGAGGAGCGCCGCUUCCUCCAGCUGGAGUCGAACACCAACAAGUUGAUGACCGAGGCCCGGCAGUACCUGGACGCCCUGCGCGCCAUGAGCCUGGCGCAGCAGCGCAUUGCCGAGUCCAUGACCGCCUUCUACGAUGAGCAGGCCACCCUGGCCCUUUGUGGCAUCCGCUUCCGCGAUGCCAUGACCCAGCUCGACACGAGCGCUCGCGCGGACUUCGACCAGCGCAUCCGCGCCACCUUCCUCGAGCCGCUGGGGCGUUUCAUCUCCCUCUACCCCUCGGUGAAGGACCACAUGAAGAACCGCAGCAACGCCAUGCUGGAUUAUGACUCGCUGCGUGCGCGCGUGCGCCGGUCCGCCGAGAAGCCGGACUCCGAUGCCACCCGCCUGCCCCGGCUCGAGGCCGACUGCAACGCCGCCAAGGAGCUGUACCAGCGCCUGAACCAGGAGCUCGUCGAGGACCUGCCGCGCCUGAUCGACUCCCGCGUUCCCUACCUGGAUCCGUCCUUCUCGGCCCUGGCCAAGGCCCAGUACUCGUACUACCACUCGUGCGCCACGGCGACGCAGCCGCUGACGCGCUUCUUCGAGCGCGACCACGACAUGGGCGUCACCGACACCAGCGUGCCGCACGCGCGCGUCAACGAGGCUCUGGCCCGCAUGCGCGAGCUGACCAUCGUCCGCCUCGCCGCGCAGAAGGGCUAAUCCAUGCGCCCGGUGCAUGUUUUUUUUUUUCCUUUCGGAGGGUGUCUGUGUGUGCAUGUGCGCAUGCCACGAGGGAGAGCAAGGCCCGGGGGAGGUGCCCGGGCCAGCCAGCGGGCCCCUUGCAUCCCCCUCUUGCUGGGGUCCUUUCCUCGCCGCUCCCCUGCUCCCUCCUUUUGGUCAUGCAGUGAUGCAUGUGUCACACGCCAGCCCAGACGAAGUAUCGCGCGCGCGCGCGCGCGCGCGUGC
Fonticula alba is the source of this 1268-nucleotide messenger RNA. RefSeq lists its product as hypothetical. The coding region runs from base 222 to 1022 and encodes 266 amino acids. The transcript has 4 exons. Gene Ontology annotation, molecular function: lipid binding; protein binding. Gene Ontology annotation, cellular component: actin cortical patch; medial cortex; mating projection tip. The record is from RefSeq and is a predicted model, not a curated record. NCBI's taxonomy places the organism in Eukaryota, Rotosphaerida, Fonticulaceae. Gene Ontology annotation, biological process: endocytosis; actin cortical patch localization; plasma membrane tubulation.